AUGGCUUUCUCCUGCUCCUGCCCUAGUCGCUGCCUGUGCUUCAGGACUACAGUGAGAUGCAUGCAUCUGAUGUUGGAAGCCAUCCCCGAUAUCCCACCCCAGACAAACAUACUAGAUUUGCGCUUCAACCACAUCAAGGAGAUACAACCCGGAGCCUUCAGAAGACUGAAGAACCUCAACACGCUGCUGCUGAACAAUAACCAGAUAAAACAAAUUGCGAGAAGAUCCUUCGAAGAUCUGGAGAACCUGAAAUACCUCUACCUUUAUAAAAACGAAAUUCAGAGCAUCCAGCAACAUGCCUUCAACGGGCUCCGGUCUCUGGAACAGCUCUACCUGCAUUUCAACAACCUGGAAAGUCUGGAGCCGGAGACUUUUAGCGACCUGCCUAAACUUGAAAGGCUAUUCUUACACAACAACAAGAUUUCCAGGAUUCAUCCAGGGACAUUCUCUCAACUGGAAUCCCUCAAACGGCUGCGGCUGGACUCCAACGCCUUGCUUUGCGACUGCGACUUGCUGUGGCUGGCUGAGCUGCUGAAGACGUACGCGGAGCAGGGCAGUAUCCAGACAGCCGCCACCUGCGAGGCUCCUCGGGAGCUGCACGGGCGCUCCAUCGUCACCUUGACCGCCCAGGAGUUUAACUGCGAGAGGCCUCGCAUAACCUCAGAACCCCACGAUGUCGACGUCCUCUUGGGAAACACAGUUUAUUUCACCUGCAGGGCAGAAGGCAACCCGAAGCCUGCGAUUAUUUGGCUGCAUAACAAUAACGAGAUUGACAUGAAAGACGACAACCGCCUGAACCUGUUGCAAGACGGUACCUUGAUGAUCCAGAAUACCAAGGAGUCGGACAAAGGCGUCUACCAGUGCAUGGCCAAGAACAUAGCUGGGGAGGUCAAGACACAAGAAGUUGUGCUGCGCUAUUUUGGCACCCCGUCCAAGCCCACUUUUGUGAUCCAGCCGCAGAACACUGAAGUGCUGAUUGGGGAAAGCGUCACCUUGGAGUGUGGGGUCUCUGGGCACCCCCACCCUCGCAUCAGCUGGACCCUGGGCACAGGCUCUCCUUUACCGCAGGAUUCCCGUUUUGCUAUCACCAGCUCUGGAGGACUCUUCAUUCAGAACGUCACCUUCUCGGACCAGGGGCAGUACAACUGCAAUGCCAGCAACACCGAGGGAUCCAUCCAGGCGACAGCAAGGAUCAUAGUGCAAGAUUCUCCCAGGUUUCUUCUCGUUCCCACUGAUCAGACAGUAACUGAAGGACAAAGCGUGGAUUUCCCCUGCUCUGCUGAGGGUCACCCUCCACCCGUGAUUGCCUGGACGAGGGCAGGUGGGCCGCUGCCGAGUGACCGGAGGCACAGCAUCCUCUCCACGGGCACCCUGCGGGUGAUGAGGGUGGCUUUGCACGACCAAGGCCAGUACGAAUGCCACGCCAUCAGUGCCAUCGGAGUGAGGACCCUCCCGGUACAGCUGUCGGUGACCCCCCGAGUGAUUCCCGUGUUCCUUCAUCCCCCUCAAGACGUGGUGGCAGAGACAGGCCAGGACGUUGCCAUUACUUGCGCCGCCCAAGGAGAUCCACGGCCCACCAUAACCUGGGUCAAAGAGGGUAUCCAGAUCACAGAGAGCGGCAAGUUCCACAUCAGCCAAGAUGGGACCCUUUCCAUCCAAGACCUCGGCGUGGCUGACCAGGGCAGAUACGAGUGCAUAGCAAGAAACCCCUUUGGCUUCACCUCCAGCGCUAUGCAGCUCACCAUCACUGCCACGGAUGUCGGUCGGAGCGGCGACACGUUUGUAGCCACAUCGAUACGGGAAGCCAUCAGCAGCGUGGACCACGCCAUCAAUUCCACACGCACUGAGCUGUUCAGCAAGCGCCCCAAGACGCCCAAUGACUUGCUGGCUCUCUUCCGUUACCCCCGGGACCCCUACACCAUCGAAACAGCCAGGGCAGGUGAGAUCUUUGAAAGGACCUUGCAGCUGAUUCAGGAACACGUGCAACAAGGUCUAAUCGUGGAUAUGAAUGUCACAGGCUAUCGGUACAAUGACUUGGUGUCCCCUCACUACCUGAACAUGAUUGCCAACCUCUCAGGCUGCUCUGCCCACCGCCGCACGCCAAACUGCUCGGAUCUCUGCUUCCACAAGAAGUACAGGACCCACGACGGCUCUUGCAACAACCUCCAGCACCCAAUGUGGGGUGCAUCUCUCACGGCCUUCCAGAGGCUCCUCAAACCCGCCUACCAGAAUGGAUUUAACCUCCCCCGGGGGUUUUCCUUGGCAGAAGAUGCCAGGGACCUGCCCCUUCCUCUACCUCGCCUUGUCUCCACCACCAUGGUCGGAACGGAGACCAUCACCCCCGAUGACCAGUUCACGCACAUGCUUAUGCAGUGGGGCCAGUUUUUGGACCACGACAUGGACCAGACGGUGGCAGCCAUCAGCAUGUCCCGCUUCUCGGAUGGAGCACCCUGCAGCGAGGUGUGCAGCAACGACCCACCUUGCUUCUCCGUCAUGGUCCCCGCCAACGACCCCCGCGUGAGGAACGGGCGUUGCAUGUUCUUUGUCCGCUCGAGCCCUGUGUGCGGCAGCGGGAUGACCUCCCUGCUGAUGAACUCCGUCUACGCCAGGGAGCAGAUCAACCACUUGACCUCUUACAUCGACGCCUCCAAUGUUUACGGCAGCACAGAGCAGGAAUCGCGGGAGCUGCGGGAUCUGGGCAGCCGAAAGGGGCUGCUGAAGCAAGGGCAAGUGGUGCGCAGCUCGGGGAAGCAUCUCCUUCCCUUUGCUGUGGGGCCACCCACUGAAUGCAUGAGAGAUGAGAACGAGAGCCCCGUGCCGUGCUUCCUGGCAGGAGACCACCGUGCCAAUGAGCAGCUGGGUCUCACGGCCAUGCACACGCUUUGGUUCAGGGAGCACAACCGCGUUGCCACGGAGCUGUCGGCCCUCAAUCCCCACUGGGAUGGAGACCUCCUGUAUCACGAGGCACGGAAGAUUGUGGGCGCCCAGAUGCAGCAUAUCACCUAUGCCCAGUGGCUCCCCAAGGUCCUUGGGGAAGCUGGGAUGAAGAUGCUUGGUGAGUACAAAGGCUACAACCCCAACGUCAAUGCGGGGAUUCUCAACGCCUUUGCCACUGCCGCCUUCCGCUUUGGGCACACCUUGAUCAACCCCGUCUUGUACCGGCUGAACGAAACCUUCCAGCCCAUCCGCCAAGGCCACAUCCCCCUGCACAAGGCCUUCUUCUCCCCUUUCAGGAUCACACAGGAGGGUGGGAUUGACCCCCUCCUCCGUGGGCUGUUUGGGGUUCCUGGGAAAAUGCGGGUUCCCUCCGAACUCCUCAACAUGGAGCUGACAGAGAAACUCUUCUCCAUGGCACACUCUGUCUCACUGGACUUGGCCGCUAUCAACAUCCAGAGGGGGCGAGACCAUGGCAUUCCACCUUACAAUGACUUCAGGGUCUUCUGCAACCUCUCGUCUGCACAGGAGUUUGAGGACCUCAGAAAUGAGAUAAAGAACUUGGAGAUCAGAGAAAAGCUCAGGAGUUUAUAUGGAACUACCAAAAAUAUUGACCUAUUCCCAGCACUGAUGGUGGAGGAUCUUGUCCCUGGUACCAGAGUUGGACCGACACUGAUGUGCCUGUUAACGACACAGUUCAGAAGGCUGAGGGAUGGAGACAGAUUUUGGUAUGAGAAUCCUGGAGUCUUCACGCCAGCGCAGCUGACUCAGAUCAGACAGACGUCCCUUGCUCGUGUCAUCUGUGACAACAGCGACCACAUCCAGCAGCUCCAGAGGGACGUCUUCCAGGUGGCAUCGUACCCGCAGGGCAUGGUCGGCUGCGAAGAGAUCGCCGCGGUGGACCUCCGCUUGUGGCAGGACUGUUGUGAGGGUGAGGCAGGCGGCUGCUCUAGCAUCCACCGGCGUGGG
Leptosomus discolor (cuckoo roller) is the source of this 3903-nucleotide messenger RNA. NCBI's taxonomy places the organism in Eukaryota, Metazoa, Chordata, Aves, Leptosomiformes, Leptosomidae. The record is from RefSeq and is a predicted model, not a curated record.